CACUCGUUCAUUCUUUUGUCUCAGUUUAUCCAUUUUAUAUAUUCCAUCAUUGGUAAUGCGCUAUCUUUGGCACGUGGCCACCCUGGCCCUUUCGGCCACAGCACUUGCAACCUCCCUGGCGGAUGUCUGCACCAUUUCCUAUGUUCGAGGCGUCUUGCCAGCUAAUGGAACUUUUCUGGGCAUCACUUUGAACCCGGACUCCGUCAUGGCCAGUCCUGUCUACAACAAGAGCAUUCAGGCCAAUGCUUUCUUUCCCGCCACCACGGUCGACUACUGUGGGGUAACCCUUAACUAUAGCCAUAGCGGCCUCAACGAUAACGUCCAGCUCACGUACUGGCUACCCGAUCCGGCUGAUUUCCAAAACCGGUUCUUGACCACAGGCGGAGAAGCCUACAACAUCAAUGAGGGUUCCAUGAUCCUGGCCGGAGGUGUGAUGUACGGGGCGGCGGCCGGGCUGACGGACGGGGGUUGGGGCAGUGCCUCCUUUGACGAGGUCUUUCUCGUUGCCAACGGCACAGUAAAUUGGCAGAACACCUACAUGUUUGCCCACCAGGCUAUCCAUGAGCUGACCAUCAUCGGCCGCCAGUUUUCGCGGCUGUUCUACAAUCGAACGGAGGAGACCAAGAUCUAUAACUACUACCAGGGCUGCUCGGAGGGUGGACGCGAGGGAUGGUCGCAGGCCCAGCGAUUUGGGGAUGACUAUGACGGUAUUAUCGCCGGCAGCCCGGCAUUUCGAUAUGCCCAGCAACAAGUUAACCAUCUAUUUUCUGCUGUUGUGGAGCAAACCCUGGACUAUUACCCCCCUCCCUGUGAGUUGGACCGGAUUGUGAAUGCGACUAUUGAGGCGUGCGAUCCACUUGACGGACUGACUGACGGGGUUAUAUCGCGGUCUGAUCUCUGCAAGUUGCACUUUGACCCAACCACUCUGGUCGGCACCCCCUAUGCUUGUGCUGCCAGUUCCAGUAGCGGUAUUGGGCUGGGAUACGGCAAGAGGCAGUCUGCCACCCUCAACCCCGCUCAGAACGGCACAGUCACGGCUGAAGCCGUGGCAGUGGCGCAGACCAUAUUGAAGGGGCUCCAGGACUCCGACGGGCGCCAGGGCUAUAUCCCCUACCAACCGGGAGCGGAUUUCAAUGAUGCACAAACAGUUUACAAUGAGGAGACCGGCUCCUGGACGCUAAACCUCGGAAGCUCCAACAGUGAGUUUGUCCAGAAAUUUGUCCGACUUGUCGACGAAGAACAACUCUCGAGUCUAGAUAAUGUGACCUACGAUACUCUGAUUACGUGGAUGCAGACAGCAUGGAUACGAUAUGAAGAUUCUUUGCAAACCAAUAAUCCCGACCUCACCACGAUUCGGAAGGCAGGUGGCAAAAUUCUUCAUUUCCAUGGUGAGUCGGACUCCAGUAUUCCCACUGGCUCCUCUGUGCAUUACUACGAGUCGGUGCGCCAGAUCAUGUUCCCAGAUUCCGGUAUUCAAGACGGGGCUCAUCAGCUCGAUGAUUUCUACCGGCUGUUUCUUGUUCCGGGUGGCGCCCACUGCGCCUCGAAUAGCAAACAGCCCAAUGCACCCAUGCCCAACACCAAUCUCGCCGUAAUGAUUGACUGGGUUGAAAAAGGGAACGCUCCAGUAACUCUGAAUGCGACCGUUCUCUCGGGGGUGAAUGAGGGCAAGCAGCAGCAGCUGUGCGCCUGGCCCAAGCGCCCUUUGUGGAGGAAUACCACUGGCAGCCAGGCGAUGCAGUGUAUCUAUGACGAUGCGUCCUACCAGAGUUGGGUAUACAGCCUGGACGCUUACACGCUUCCCCUCUAUUGAACCGAGAGUUGGAAUGUCAUGGUCUAACCAUCAACUGGGAUGAUCGGUAUUGACCUGUUAGAUAAUGUGAAGUACCCGGAGCUGGUCAAUACUUGCGACAUGGCUGGAACGUCUUGGGAAGGGGAGGGGGGUCGAACUUCAGCCGGGCUUUGAGGCUUAAGCUCCAAUGCAGGGUAGUACUAGUAGGACUAUCUUAAAGGGUUAUGCCGCCUCCUUGCAGUCACUUAUUCCUUACUGUGUAGAGGUACAUCCAGCCAACCCCUCGUCACUAGAAGGCAGAUUUUGUACUUUUAUUAUCC
Messenger RNA from Aspergillus brunneoviolaceus CBS 621.78, 2112 nucleotides. Its product is annotated as tannase and feruloyl esterase. Lineage: Eukaryota; Fungi; Ascomycota; Eurotiomycetes; Eurotiales; Aspergillaceae. The transcript has a single exon. The coding region runs from base 56 to 1813 and encodes 585 amino acids. The record is from RefSeq and is a predicted model, not a curated record.